This is a messenger RNA of Labrus mixtus (cuckoo wrasse), 1406 nucleotides long. It is a transcript of the gene gpn1, whose product is annotated as GPN-loop GTPase 1. Gene Ontology annotation, molecular function: GTPase activity. NCBI's taxonomy places the organism in Eukaryota, Metazoa, Chordata, Actinopteri, Labriformes, Labridae. The record is from RefSeq and is a predicted model, not a curated record. Bases 37 to 1029 code for a protein of 330 amino acids. The transcript has 10 exons.
UGCGGCAGCCAGCCACUUCCCACAACAUCAGACAUCAUGGCAGCUGCGUCGCAGUGUACCGGCGGUGCUGAGGAGGUUUUAACGGAGGAACAGGAGAGCUCAGCGGCGGGGGAAGACAGCGGGGCACCGGGUGCUGGAGCCCGGGAUAAACCCGUGUGUCUCAUCGUGCUGGGCAUGGCGGGCUCCGGGAAAACCACCUUCGUUCAGAGGCUGACAGCUCACCUUCACAAUCUCAAAGCUCCUCCCUACGUCAUCAACCUGGACCCGGCCGUCCAUGAAGUCCCGUUUCCUGCUAACAUCGACAUCAGGGACACGGUGAACUACAAGGAGGUGAUGAAGCAGUACGGCCUCGGACCAAACGGAGGCAUCGUGACAUCACUCAACCUGUUCGCUACACGCUUCGAUCAGGUGAUGCAGUUCAUCGAGAAGAAGCAGCAGAAUCACAAGUACGUGCUGAUUGACACCCCGGGUCAGAUCGAGGUCUUCACCUGGUCGGCGUCUGGAACCAUCAUCACAGAGACUCUGGCGUCGUCUUUCCCCUGCGUGGUCAUUUACGUGAUGGACACGUCCCGCAGCGUCAACCCCGUCACGUUCAUGUCCAACAUGCUCUACGCCUGCAGUAUUCUCUACAAGACCAAGCUGCCCUUCAUCGUGGUCAUGAACAAGACCGACAUCAUCGACCACAGCUUCGCCGUGGAGUGGAUGCAGGACUUUGAGGUUUUUCAGGACGCUCUGAACCAGGAGACCUCAUACGUCAGCAACCUGACGCGCUCCAUGAGUCUGGUUCUGGACGAGUUCUACACAAACCUGAGGGUGGUGGGUGUAUCUGCAGUUACUGGAAGCGGAUUGGAUGAGCUGUUUGUGCAGGUGGAGGACGCUGCCCAGGAGUACGAGAGGAACAGCAUGUUUGUUUUUUCUGCAGUGACGGAGGAGAGCAAAGAGGGCGACGCCUUUGGAAACUUCUUGACGGAGAGGCGGGAGGUGGUCCAGGUCCGAAACAGAAAGUGUGAGAUGCCUGAGGGGCCGUGACCUCUGACCUCUGCAUCCUGAUGUAACACUCUACCAUGAAGAAAAGCAUUGUCAGAAUGCAGGCGAGGGAAAUGAAAAAGCUCCAAAAGAGACAGACGAUCGCUCGGAGCAGAAACUGUGGAGCUGCAGCCGACUCGUCAUGAGAGGUUGUUGUUUUUCUCCUCCGACGCUCCGAUAUGAAACCUGAACUCAAACGUUCAUGUCGCUCGUUCAGACGAGCAGAAUGGCCGCUCGUCCCAGACGCUCCUUCCCUCAAAGAGAGUUAUAUUUUUAUAUCAGAAAAGACUCUUCUAUUCUACUUCUGUGUUUUUUCAAUGGUGUCGAUCUUUGUUUGUGAAUUUAUGAUUUCAAAAUAAAAGCUUUUAGUUGAAAACGUG